AGUGGACAUCUGAUCUGUGUGAAUGUAAUUAUGUUACCGAACAUUAUAGUAGUAGACCUCUUGUAGAUAAUUAACUCGAAGCAAUUAAUGGCUUUCGGAUGCUGUGUCUCAACAUGCAGGGUUAGUUUCCUGGGACGUGCCCGAACUUUCUGUCAACAUUAAAGGCCUACUUAUCAUUUACAAACAGUCUUUGUCAUAGAAAGAAAUGUCAUUUGUACUUACAUAGUUUUCAUAGUUUUACAAUUUUGCAAUUCACAUGUAAAUGGUUUAAUCCUGUGUGUUAUGUGUAAUCCAGGAAGAUGAAAAGUUUAGUCAAAGAAAACACAAAUGACAAAUGGUUUAUCUCUUCUACUCAAGUUCAUUAGAGAGUUAUCGAACAUUUAAUACAAAUCAUUUUCAUAUACAAUUUCACAUUUUUUAUUGUUUUUACAUUACUUCAACUCAUCAAAAUAAGUUAAUCAGUUUUAACUCAGUUUCAUAAAUUACAGCAACUCACUCCUGACCAAAAUUUAAAACACGAUUGUACGAAUUGGCUUGUAAGGCAGCAGUUCUUUUACAGUGUACACUAACUAUACAAAAAUAUAGCAAAAUACAUCAUAAGCACCUUGGUUGUUGUCUGACUAUUUUAAUCUUUCCUCUGCCCUAUUUAGUGCAGCGUUGUAUCGCAAGAUGGCUUGAGAUCUUGACUACCGUUCAGUGUGAUAAAGAAGACAUUUGAUGCCUUUUAGGAGUGGAGCACCUGUUCACAGAGACCCAUCUGACUGACAGGUGUGUCAUCUGCUGUAGGUGCCUCAGAAGUUCAGCAGAAUAACAAGACAACACAAACCAACACAAUGCCACGCAAAAGAAAUGAUAUUGCGAUAACCAUGGAUGAGGUUGGGAUGGAUAUUGAUGCCGAGUAUGACAGCGGAAAUGACGUGGAUACAAAGAGAAAAGCUAGAGGCAGAAAUAAACCAAAGCCUGCAGCCCGGGGAAAGAAAGCCAAGCCAGCGGACAGCGUGGAUGAGAGCGAGGAAGAAGAAGAGGAAGCCCCACGGAAGAGGAAAACCAGAAAGAAGAAGCAAGAGAGUGAAGAAGAUAGUGAGGAAGAGCAGAAGGGAAGAAGAAAGAGAGGAGCGGCCGCAAGGAAGAAAGCUGCCAAGAACGAUGACUCUGAAGAAGAGAGCGAGGAGGAGAAAGGAAACAGAAGGAAAGGAGGGAGAAAAGGAAUGAGGAAGAAGGAAAAAGAGGAAGAGAAUAACAAGGAGAAGAAGGGAAAUGGCAAGGCGGCAGGCAAAGGAGGGAAAGAUAAACAGGACGAGAAGGAUAAGAAAAAAAACAAAGGCAAAUUUAGCAGCAGUUCGUCCUCGGCCAGCGGUUCAGAAGACGAGUCUCUGUCUGAAGGAGAGAUGGCACGGCUGAAAGAGGAUGUGGAGGAGAAGAAAAAGGUGAUAGCAACGCUUCGAAACAAACCCUGGCGCAUGAAGAGAAGACUCAAGUGUCUGAAAGAAGCCCAAGGGUUUGUGGAAAAGUUUGAAGGAGCCUUAGGCAAAGGAAAAGGAAGGAGACUCUAUGCAUUCAAAGUCAUGAUGACCAAGAAAAUAAUCAAGUUCAACAGAGACUUUGACAACUUUAAGACAGCCUGCAUUCCCUGGGAAAGUCGGAUUAAAGAAGUGGAAAGUCACUUUGGGUCAUCUGUUGCCUCCUAUUUUAUUUUCCUCCGGUGGAUGUAUGGACUAAAUCUUAUUCUCUUUGGCUUUGUGUUUGGGCUUGUUGUUAUUCCAGAGGUUCUGAUGGGCAUGCCUUAUGGCUCACUUCCCAGAAAAACAGUCCCCAGAGAGGAGCAGGACAGUGCCAUGGACUUCUCUGUCCUAUUUGAGUUUGGAGGUUAUUGCAAGUACUCCAUCAUGUUUUAUGGUUACUACAAUUAUCAACGAACCAUUGGAUUGCUACAGUUCCGGUUACCCUUGUCGUAUCUUUUGGUUGGCGUGGGGAUUUUCGGCUACAGUCUGAUGGUGGUUAUUAGAACAAUGGCAAGAAAUGCAAAUGAAGGAGGAGAUGGAGCAGAAGACAGUGCUUUUACCUUUUGCUGGAAGCUGUUUACCAGCUGGGAUUACCUGAUAGGAAACCCAGAGACUGCCGACAACAAGUUUGCCUCCACCACCACAAGCUUCAAGGAAUCUAUAGUGGAUGAGCAGGAAAACCUAAAGGAUGAGAACAUUCACCUGCGCAGGUUUCUACGUGUCCUAGCCAACCUUCUCAUUCUGUGUUGCUUGGGUGGGAGUGGCUAUCUAAUCUAUGCUGUGGUCAAAAGAUCUCAAGAAUUUGCCAAAAAGGACAGGAAUGAAUUGUCAUGGCUUCAAAAAAAUGAGGUGGAAAUUGUGAUGUCACUGUUGGGUUUGGUGUGUCCACCUCUGUUUGAGGUUAUAGGGGAGAUCGAAGACUAUCACCCUCGAAUCGCACUCAAGUGGCAGUUGGCCAGAAUCUUUGCCCUCUUUCUGGGCAACCUCUAUACUUUCCUGUUCGCCCUGUUUGAUGAGGUCAAUGCCAAGCUUGAAAGGGAAAAAGAGAUAAAAAAUGAAACCAUCUGGGCUCUUAAAGAAUAUUAUGCCAACUACACCUUGCAGUACAAUGUUACAGAAAAUAUUCCUCCUCCAAACAUAUCACCUGCUGAUGUCAUAAGAGGGCCCUGCUGGGAGACUGAAGUGGGCAUUGAGUUUGUGAAGCUUACCGUAUCAGACAUUCAGGUGACGUACCUGACCAUUCUGAUAGGGGACUUUUUACGGGCCGUGAUUGUGCGAUUCCUCAACUAUUGCUGGUGCUGGGACCUGGAAGCUGGCUUUCCGUCUUAUGCGGAGUUCGACAUCAGUGGCAAUGUACUCGGGCUCAUUUUCAACCAGGGAAUGAUCUGGAUGGGUGCGUUUUAUGCCCCUGGGCUGGUGGGCAUCAAUGUGUUGCGUUUGCUGAGCUCCAUGUACUACCAGUGCUGGGCAGUGAUGGCAUGUAAUGUUCCCCAUGAAAGAGUGUUCAAAGCCUCGCGAUCAAAUAACUUCUACAUGGGGCUUCUUCUCCUAGUCCUCUUUCUCAGUCUCAUGCCUGUGGUUUACUCCAUUAUGACUCUGCCUCCGUCCUUUGACUGUGGACCAUUUAGUGGUAAGAAUAUGAUGUACGAAGUCAUUAUGGAGACUAUAGAGAAGGACUUGCCCUCGUUUAUGGCAGACAUCUUCAGCUAUGCGUCCAAUCCAGGCCUCAUCAUACCUGCAGUCUUGCUUAUGGUGUUGGCUAUUUAUUACCUGAACGCGGUGUCCAAAGCAUAUCAGAAUGCAAACAUGGACUUAAAGCGGAAAAUGCAAAUGCAAAGAGAUGAGGAGAAGAACAGGAGGAACAACAAGGACAGCACUAACCAGGUGAUGAAAGACCUGGAGGAUCUUAUGCCUAACAAGUCUCUCAUUCCCCCUCCAUCUGCUGAGGAAACUGAAAAACCAGCUGAUCCCCCCACCAAGUCACCAAAAGUGAUAGGCAAACCAGGUGCUGCGGCCAGUGGGAAAGGUGUCCAUGUUCAGAAGGAAGUGUCUUUGGCUGCAGCAAAUCCGCGGGCACCUGUGACUCGCCCACCUGGUCCCAGGGCCCCUGGACCUCUCCCAGGUAAUGUUCAUGGACCUGCACCGGGUCAGGGAGCGGGAAGAGGGAGAGGUGGGCCACCACCACGAAGAUAGUGCUUGAUGAAAUUAUAUGGACACGUAAUAAAUGGAUCACAUUCAUCCAUCAUGAAGCCAUCGUUCAUUUUGUACCAUAGGAAACCACACUAAAAGGCUGUAACUGUAAAUAUUUUGUGUUAAUGUAUUUUUGUGUCCUGCAAUAAAAUGUUA
Triplophysa rosa is the source of this 3848-nucleotide messenger RNA. RefSeq names its product transmembrane channel-like 2b (gene tmc2b). Gene Ontology annotation, molecular function: mechanosensitive monoatomic ion channel activity. NCBI's taxonomy places the organism in Eukaryota, Metazoa, Chordata, Actinopteri, Cypriniformes, Nemacheilidae. Gene Ontology annotation, cellular component: plasma membrane. The record is from RefSeq and is a predicted model, not a curated record. Bases 834 to 3695 code for a protein of 953 amino acids. Gene Ontology annotation, biological process: vestibular reflex; detection of mechanical stimulus involved in sensory perception of sound. The transcript is spliced from 20 exons.